AACUAAACUCUUGUUUUUAUCUUUCAUUUUUCUUUACCCUCAAUUUGCUUUACCGUAGCUGCCGUUCAUCAACAGCAGCCGUCGUUCUUUUCCAAACCAGCAGCGGUCACGCACCUCUCCCUUUCCUUCUGCAGCGCUGCAGUUCUUCUUCUCUCUGAUAGCAGCGUCACGUCUCUUCCUCGCCUCCGUUCGUUCUGAAUCAGCAGCGCUGUUCUUCUCCAAGUCACAAGCUAGUUGUCAAUUCCUCUGAGUUUUAUAAUUUUAAUUUUUAAUUUGUUGUCUCUGUACAUAAUCUAUCCCUUUGACCAUGGCCGACGACGAUUACAACGAUAUGGAUAUGGGGUAUGAGGAUGAGCCAGCAGAGCCUGAAAUUGAAGAAGGGGCGGAGGAGGAUAUUGAGAACAAUAAUAAUGAAGACAUUAAUGGGGAACCUAUUGAAACUGAUGAUAAGGAAGCUGAGGAACCAGUUGAACGGCCUCGUAAGACAUCCAAAUUUAUGACCAAGUAUGAGCGAGCUAGAAUUUUGGGAACCCGUGCUCUCCAGAUCAGCAUGAAUGCUCCUGUAAUGGUGGAGUUGGAGGGUGAAACAGAUCCACUUGAGAUUGCUAUGAAGGAGCUUCGAGAGCGAAAAAUACCUUUUACUAUCCGUCGUUACCUUCCUGAUGGAAGUUAUGAAGACUGGGGAGUAGAUGAACUGAUAGUUGAAGACUCAUGGAAGAGGCAAGUGGGAGGCGAUUGAUCAACGGCUGUUGCAGAUUGUAAUUUUGUCAUUGCUAAAUGGCCUCUAAAACCAUUGUAUGAUAACUCUCAACUUGUCCCUUAAAACAGUAUGACUUCUGACUAUGUAGCAACAUUUCAAACAAAAAAGCUUGCAAUUACUAACUUAACUAA
Mercurialis annua (annual mercury) is the source of this 891-nucleotide messenger RNA. Its product is annotated as DNA-directed RNA polymerases II, IV and V subunit 6A. Gene Ontology annotation, molecular function: DNA binding; DNA-directed RNA polymerase activity. The coding region runs from base 308 to 739 and encodes 143 amino acids. Gene Ontology annotation, biological process: DNA-templated transcription. The transcript is spliced from 6 exons. NCBI's taxonomy places the organism in Eukaryota, Viridiplantae, Streptophyta, Magnoliopsida, Malpighiales, Euphorbiaceae. The record is from RefSeq and is a predicted model, not a curated record. Gene Ontology annotation, cellular component: RNA polymerase II, core complex; nucleus; RNA polymerase III complex.